This is a messenger RNA of Scutellospora calospora, 305 nucleotides long. Lineage: Eukaryota; Fungi; Glomeromycota; Glomeromycetes; Diversisporales; Gigasporaceae. The record is from the annotation of a GenBank genome assembly.
CAACAUUAUCAAUCAUACCAACACAACUAUAUAUACAUGGACAUUUAUUACAACGUUGUAAUAAACCACAAUCACUAUCUGAAUUACAUUGUGCGCAUAUUCUAGCACUAUUACAUGUAUAUCCACUUAGACAUUGUGUUGAGUCACAUACACAUUUACCAUUUACACAUUUAUUUGGAGAAAUGCAACUUGGUAUACAUGAAAGAACUGGAGCUGGCGGAGAUGAUGAAGGUGGUGAAGAUGGUGAACUUGGCAAAGUACAAUCUAGUUUUCCACAUUGUGCACAAGAACCACGUACUCCGUAA